CAUCAGCUAGUAAUUUUAUAUUUUAAUUCUCCGUUCAAUUCAUAUAGGAACUUUUGGAGCCGUUUAAAUACAUCCAAAGAGUGGAAAAUAAUAGAUGCAAAAAUUUAACGGUGGCGUUUAAUUACUGGCUAAGGAUACCAGCUGAUAAACUGCGUCAAAUCAAUGACGUAAUAAGCAUCGUCUACAACGUGUGCAUUUUAUUCGACGAUAUACAAGAUGGAUCUAUUUGGCGGGAUGGCAUUCCCGUUACCCAUUCCGUAUAUGGGCUUUGUGAUACAAUAAGUACCACAAAUUAUAUGCAGGCUAUUGCUUUAGAAAAAGCAAUUGAAUUACAUCCCGAAGCAGUUAAAAUCUUAACUGAAGAAUUAGUGGAAUUUAACAGAGGACAAAAAAAAGAUAUAUAUUGGAGAAACAAUUCAAUAUGUCCAACUGACGACCAGUAUGAAAAAAAUGCGAUAAGAAAGGCUGGCUGGCUGGUGAAGUUAAUCGUAAAAUUGAUGAAACUGUUUUCAUCUUGCGAUAAAGACUUUUCAUCGGUCUUAAAUUUAAUGGGCUAUUACCACCAGAUACAUAAUGACUAUUGUAAUCUGUGUGUUAGUAAGGACGAUAAAAAUUAUUGUGAUGACUUGACAGAAGGGAAAUUCAGUUUCCCUAUUAUACAUGCGAUUAAACACGAUGAUGACCGGCAAAUAAGAAAUAUUCUAAAACAACGAACUACGGACAUCAAUCUUAAAAAUCAUUUUGUGGAGUUGUUAGAGAAACUAGGUUCUUUUAAAUACACAAGAAAUGUAUUAAAAGAACUGAACAAAAAAAUUAAAAUUGAAAUUGAACGUUUAGGAGGCAAUCCGGCAUUUAUAAAUAUGCUGGAGAAAUAUGAGAACGAGGUGCUGUGCCACGGUAUUAAAGGAAGACGUUCAGAAGACCUCCAGAGAAGCGUUCAAGAUAUCGGAAAUUAUUUAUUAUAUAUAACAAUAUUGAUAUUUAGUGUUAUAGUUUGUUUUAUAAUUAAUAAUGUGUUAUAUUAG
Molecule: messenger RNA, 1025 nt
Organism: Temnothorax curvispinosus
Lineage: Eukaryota; Metazoa; Arthropoda; Insecta; Hymenoptera; Formicidae
Product: geranylgeranyl pyrophosphate synthase-like
Exons: 7
Coding region: 297-1025 (242 amino acids)
Biological process (GO): isoprenoid biosynthetic process
Molecular function (GO): prenyltransferase activity
Source: RefSeq, a predicted model, not a curated record